AUGGUGGUGGUGGACAGGCGAGAGGCUUUCAUAGUUUCCACAGCGAGUCAUUUCUUCGGUAUUUCCCCGAAUAAUGCACUAGAGCCUGAGGACCACAUGGUUCUUGAUAGAUUCUUGGAUACCGCUAAUUCUAGAACCCUCUGUGCACAACCGGGAGAUUCCGAUGACUCGUCGCAUUUGAAGUUGAGUAGUGAGGCGGCUGCUGGGAAGAAAACACUUGUUUUCUUCAAGGUCGCAGCAUCUUCCGUCACGAAUGAUAAUUUCCACGAGCUGGUGCAAGUGGCAUCAACCGGUGGAAACUCGGGAUCGGCGUUGAUAGAAGCCCUUCGUCAGGUAUGGGCUCCAACGCUCGAGUCUUCCGGUCUGAACACAUCCUAUCUCAAAAAGCUAGAGGAGGAUCUUCUGGGGCCGCGGCCUCCGUCGACGCUCAUCGAGGAGGAGGCCCUCCUCCGCAAGAAAAAAGAAUCCUCGAAGAAGUCGAACGACAGAAAACUCCUGGAGGAGGCCUGCAAAAUCGUGAAAGACGUCAGAGUUGAGCUGGAGAGUGCAGCCGUCUCCAGGGACGGUUUAUCCGGGGUUGAGGAGGUGCUGGAGACGAUUGCGGGGAGCGUCGACGACCUCUGGAAGUUGGAUGGUCCAGUCUACUCGGAGGAUCAAAUGAAAUCCCUCCUGAACAUAAUCGGUGACGAAGUGGUGAACCUGGUGCAGUCCCUCUUGGAUGAAAUCCGGGGUGGGGACAUUCGAAUGAGAGACGAGGCCUUCGAAAUAGCUGCCAACGUCUGCGAAAAAUGGGUGAAUGUUGGCGAACGGUUGACCACCCUCUUCUGGCCACACCACUCCCUCCACCCAUGGAAGGGUUCACCCUUCUCGCCCCCCAGGUGCGCCAAAUUCAGUGAACGUCUGAAACAAGCGUCAGAACUACGUCUUCAACAUCGUCAGCUUACGCGACUGCUCACAGAAACCGAGAGAUCGACACUGGGGACUGAGAAUCUUCUCCACAACCUCGACGACAUGAAGAUCGUCCUCGAUGAAGAGGAAAAAGACCUCGAAUGGGAGCGACUAAAGAGACGACUCGAGGAGAGCCUGGCACCAGCUGAAGAGCGAGUAACCGAGAAGUUGAAGAAGCAGUUCGCUGGUGCAGGAAGUCCAGUGCUCCUCGUCGGUGAGUUCCAGAGGUACGCAGAGCUCAUGAAACGAGAGGGUGUGAAAAGAGCCCUGCGAACCGAGCGCGAGUCCCUGUUGGCCGCCCUGGAGGAUCUCGUCGAGACAUACCAGAGUGCCCCGGACACGGAGGAUCUCCUGGACGUUCCGAGGAUUCUCCAGGAAGUCCAGACAGCGCGGUGCGCUGAAGUCAAGCUGGAGACACUCCAGAAAAUCUCGAACGAUCUGCUCGUGGACCUCCCUGGGUUCAAGGACGCAGCCGCGAGGAUCAGCUCAGCCCUGAAAGACGCCGAGGGCAGACGCCAGAGUCACGUGGAGACUUGGGUGAAUGACACGAGGGACGCAAUCAACAGCAGGGAUUUGACCCUUGGCACGGAUUCCGCUGUUGUCGAGCUGGUGGGUUCCAGCAUGAUGAAGGUAAAUUACGAUCCCAGGCUGACCCAACUAGUGAAAGAAGCCAGGGCGCUCUCUGGCCAGGGAAUCGAGCUUCCUCGAGAGAUCAGGGACCUGGUGGAGCGGGCAGGUGCUCUCGGUGGACGUGCGAGAGCUCUUCAGCAAGUCGCUAAUUUUCAUAAUACAAUUGGCGACAGGAUGGUGCCCUCUCAGAGGCCCCUGAUGCUCACCACAGCCCUUGAACUCGCCAGAGCCGUUCACGAGCAGUCCGGAGUCGUCUGGUCGGACCUCCACGCCGUCGACGUCUACACGGCACGUCUCCGGGAGUUUGUGAGGAAAUUCGCGAGGCAGAACUCAGAACUCGCGGCUAAACACGUUUAUCUCAGGGAUUUGGUCGCUGGUUUGCUGAAGGGAGAAGUAGUGAAUCUCGUAGGAAGUCAGACCGCCUGGAAGGACGCCCUCAGGAACAUGAGAUCUGUCGUUGACGAAGUGGAUUCACAUUACGGGAAUACCAAAGCCUGGAAGCUGCACUGGGAUCGACAACUGCUGAAGAUCCUCGGAGUGGCGUACAGGGCAGCUCUUCCUAAUCUUAUCAGAAAGCUUCAGGAGAUCAAGAUUGAGCUGACCUUCAGGGAUGGCUGUCUCCAGUGGCGACCGCCUCUUGAGGAGAUUCGAGCUAAACUCUACUCCGGGAUCAGGAGGUUCCUGGCUAUUCCCAUUAAUUUCCGAGGGGUCGGGGACACCGUCGAUGGAAAAUUCGGAAGUCUUGUCCAGAGAAGCGCUUAUUUGUACGGUGGGGUUUACAAGGAAGCGGAAGUGGCGCUCUGUGCUCUCGAGGAGGUCAGGAUGAAGUGGGUCCCACUGGCCGCACCUGCGAGGAUCGAUAUCGGAGAGGAGCUGAAGGGAAAGUCUCCGCAGGACUGGGAGAAAGCUUUCAAGGAGGCCAAACAGUGGGCCCAGGAGGUCGGGAAGCUUCGAGGAGGAGAGGUCAAGGUCUGGUGCUUGAGUGUCGACACCUCGACGACCAGGAAUGAUCUGGAGUCUGCCUCCAGGAGGUACUGGGAUCGAUUGUCCUCGGAUUUGAGGGGCGAGGCUUCAUCCAGGCUCGUCGGGGUUGUGGAUUUUUUGUCCGCCGCUGCCAGGGAGUUGGAGCGACGACCAAAGGAUGUCGAGGAGGUGGGACUCGCCCUUGAGGCGCAUAAGAGGAUCGCUGAGGAGUCCGGCGGAGUUGGGGAUGAAUUGGCAGCUGUUGCCGGACUCGCCAGGGUCAUGGCUGCUUGGACCAGGGAGAAGCUUGAUGGGAUUUCCGGAGCACUUGCUGCGUGGGAGGGUCUCGCUGAUCGUCUUGAAAGGCAUAAAACAGUGGUUGCACGUCAGUUGGAGGACGCGAAAAUCAAUCUACGUCAUCGAGGAGUUGCCCUGAGGGAUGAGAAAGAGAGAUGGGAGGCGCGUUGGUCCAGUAAACCAGAGACCGUCACUCUGGACUGGCUCGCCUCCAUGAGGGAGCGCUGGACAACCCUGGAGGAGCAAAGGGAUUCCUUGACAGCGGACUGCACCAGAGUAGGAUUAAAUAUCAAUGAAAUUCUCGACGAUGAUGUCGAAGCUUCGAGGAGACUCGAGGCGGAGCUCGACGCGGAGGAGUCCAACUGUCGAUUCCAGGAGGAGUUCCUCAAGGAACUUGAGAAUCAAGAGGCUGAGGAGUGGAGUGUGGCCCGGAGAAGGCUUCCGAGGCUUCACGACUGGCUGGAUUCCUGGGAGGAGAGGAUCAGGAUACACCUCAAAGACCCGGAGGAGAGUAAAUCCGGACAGGACGUCCUGCAGAUCGAUACCUUCGUGGAAAAAAAAAUCAAGGAGAUCCGGGGGGGUAUUGAGUGGGUACAACUGUUGAGGGGAGACGAACUAGCUGAGGAACACUGGAAUGAUUUGAAAACCGUCAUUGGGGUUGGUGGAAACCUCAGGGAUGUCACCCUCGGGAAUUUGCUCAAGGCUGCGCCGAUGAUCAGAGAUAAUGUCGAGAGAGUUAAGGAAAUAUCGAAACGAGCGAUAGCAGAGAGUGGAAUUCGUCAGGCCUUGAUAGAGUUGGAAACCUGGGAAACCUCCGCCUCUUUGCAGCUCCAGGAGUCCAGAGAUAGCAAAAAUUCGCCGAUUCACCUCGUGGGUGAGUACGGGGAACUGUUAGCUCGAGCUGGUGAGUUAAAAUUGCUGCUGGAGGGUGCAAAAGGGGCCUCUGGAUACGAGAGGUUCGCGGCACGUGCAGCUCGGUGUGAGACAGCUCUGGUGGAGCUCGAGGAGAGGCUGAUGGCCUUGGGAUCUUUACAACGGAAAUGGGUGUACCUGGAGCCGGUGUACGGUAGUGGAGCGGCUCCGAGUGACUCAGGGAAGUGGACGAGGGCGGAUAAAGAGUUCAGGUACCUGAUGGGAGAAGUGGUGAAGGAUCCACGAGUGCCAUCCCUGAGGAGACUGCCGAUGCCCGCGUUAGUGAGCCUGAAGGAUCUUCUCGACAGAUGCCAGAGGAGUUUGGAUGAAUUCUUGGAAGAGAAACGCUCAGCCUAUCCCAGACUGUACUUCCUCAGCGACGAGGACCUCCUGGAGUUGAUAUCAGGGAGCUCUGAUGGUCUCGACACUCACCUGCCGAAAUUAUAUCAGGGUGUUGGCUCGGUGCAGCGAGAGGAUGGACGACUGACAGCUGUUGUCUCUCCGGAAGGGGAAACACUGGCUCUACCAGUGAGCAUCGAUCUUUCUGAGCCUCUGCCGACGUGGCUGUCGAACCUGGAGGAAGUCCUGAGGAAGGCACUGUCCCAGAGCCUGGAGAAGUGCCUCGUGGACCAUCAGGCUGAUCCCUCCCUUUAUCCAGCACAAGUUCUCCUGCUCUCCGAGAGAAUUCACUUCACCGAGAGGUGUGAGGCAGCCCUGCAGAGUGGAAAAUCCGCACUUAAAAAAUUUAUCGAGUUCCUGGAAACCCAGAGGGCCAAGUUCAGGGGAUUGGAGGACGCUGGGGAUCCCCUGACCUCUCAGAAGGCCAGGAGUUUGCUGCUGGAUACGGUUCAUCACCUCGAUAUUGCCAGGGAUCUCCUCAGGAUUGUAGAAAGUGGAGGGAACACUGCGUGGACGUGGAAUCGACAGCUGAGAUUUUACAAGGGACGACAGGGAGCUGUUAUAAAAUGCGCAGCAGCUGAGUUCUCGUAUGGAUUUGAGUAUCAAGGAGCUGCCACAGGACUCGUGAGAACACCGUUGACUGAGCGGUGCUUUUUGGCUCUGACACAAGCCAUGAAGCUGGGACUUGGGGGAAGUCCUACUGGACCUGCUGGAACCGGAAAAACUGAGAGCGUCAAGGCACUCGCAUCCAUACUUGGACGACUGGUGCUCGUUUUUAAUUGCGACGAAGGAAUGGACGCGGAAGUGAUGAAGCGGAUUCUUGGAGGUCUGGCUCAGGCAGGUGCCUGGGGUUGUUUCGACGAGUUCAAUCGUCUCGAAGAGAAGACACUGAGUGCAGUUGCAAUGCUAGUCCGUCCUCUUCAGGAGGCGGUGAGGGAUGGAUCCACUCAAGUUACUCUGGGGGAUCAAGUGGUCAAUCUGGAUCCUCACUGCUGUGUGUUCAUCACAAUGAAUCCCGCUGGAGAUGACUACGGGGGGAGAAAUAAACUCCCUGAUUCCCUGGCGCGACUGUUCAGACCCAUUGGAAUGGCUCAUCCUGAUCGAUAUGAUAUCGUCAAGGCCCUUCUUGAGUGCGGAGGCUUCCUGGAGGCCUCUUCUCUCGCUCAUCAAGCCGUGGAGACCCUAGAUGUUUCUGAGAAAUUAUUAUCCAAACAACCGCACUACGACUGGGGACUGCGAGCCCUCAGGUCCGUUCUCGAUGCCAUCUCCACUUCAGGGUCUAAAACGGAGACUGAGAGACUGCUGGAGGCCAUCAAAGUUGCAAUUCUUCCGAAAUUAACGGAGGAGGACACCGGAAAAUUCUUGGAGCUCCUUCAAGACGUUUUCCCAAGAAUCGAUACAUCGCAACUCAGCGAUUCUGAAGUCAAGCGAGACCUCAGGAAAAUCCUGGAGGACAUUUGCGAGACUCGGAGCAUCCAGGGGGAUGUGGUGAAUCGGUGCGAGCAGUUGUAUGAUCAAUUGAGAAACAGAACUGGAGUUGCGAUCGUAGGGCCUCCAGGGUGUGGAAAGACUCUGGUGAGAAAUGUACUGAGUGAGGCUCUGGGGAAGUCUGGGGAAACCAUCAAGCAAAUUCUCAUAUUUCCCGGGGCCAUUCCCAAGACCAGACUUCUCGGAAAAGUCGACCCACAGACUAGAGAGUGGAAAGAGGGAUUGCUGUCCUCUGCGAUUUCGUCAGCAGGUUCAUCUGCUCUUUGGAUUAUUUUGAACGGUGAUGUUGAACCUGGAUGGGCAGAAGCCCUCAAUUCAGCGCUGGAUGACAACAGAUUGCUGACACUUCCUAGUGGUGUGGGAAUUAAAUUAGGAGCAGGUGUGAGAUUUAUUUUCGAGACCCAUAAGCUAUCGGGAGCCAGUCCCGCAACGGUCUCUCGUCUUGGUGUUGUGCACCUGGGAAGUGCAGGUCCUUCAGCCUUCCUGAGUCCCUCGACUUUGGAUGGACUUCCAGGAGUGGCACAAAAUAUUGCGAGUGCUCAUCUUCCUGCAGUAGUUUCAGCUGCUUUGAAGUCCUCUGGAGAGGCAAUGUCUGCCUCUGGGCUCAUUGGAUCAGUUUUCUCGCAUUUGGUGAAGGCCUCCUCUGUGAACCUCGUUACUCAUGGGCUUAUCCUGACAAUCUGCCUCCAGCUGGAGGAUGAUCACACCCGGGAGGAAAUAGCCAAGAUGAUUUAUCAACUCACUGACACCUGGUGCCCAGACCCAGAAAAACCUCUGAAUGUCUUGUACAAUCCUGAGCUCGAUCGUCUCGAGCCGUUCACCGAGGUUCAGACGUCGAUGAAUACUCAGGAUGGCCCUGUUUCCCUAUCGAGUGUCUUGAAACAGGGAUUGGCAACGAUUUUGCCUUGGAUCGAGUCUGGCCGAUCGAUUCUCCUGAGGGGCCCCAGAGGCAGUGGCAGAAGCAGUUUGAUUUCCGCUGCCUUAUCCUCUCUGAAGGAUGAUCUGGAGACUAUGAGUGUCGUUAGAGGAUCCUCGUUGUUCGGUCCACAGGACUUGACAGCUAGACUCAAGAAAUCGUGUGUCAAACUCGAAUCUUCGGUCCAUUGGAGAACUUAUAGGCCCAGAAGUGGGAAUAGAGUUAUUCUGGUAGUGGAGGAUAUCCAUUUGGCUUCUAAAGAACUCCAGGAACUCAUCCGCCAGCUCCUACAGGAAUUGGGUUUCCACGAGGAGGACCUCGAAUUCGCGACUCUUCCAAUAACUCUCAUCUCCACCGCCGACAAAUCCACGAAACUCCACCCUCGCCUGAGUUCGCUUCUCUCCGUGCACCACCUGCCGCAUCCCUCCCCCAGAGCAUUAAUCUCCACAGCUGAGGUUCACCUGGAGAAUUCCUUGAAAUCCCUCGGUAUUUCUUCAUCCUGGAUUUCAACCCUCGCCACCGCAAUGUACGGAUCUCUCUCUGGAGUCCCGAAGGAGUCAUUUUCCUGGACGUCUCGAGACCUUACGCUGUGGACGAACACCUUGAAGUUCUACCCACCUCCAGAGCAGAACACCGAGAUCAUCCAGUACCUCCUGGAGUCUGGAAAACGUCUCUUCCACCCAAAACUCACCGCGAAAGAUGAAACCCGUUGGAGAUCCUCCCUGCUGUCCCAGAUUCCUGACUCACGAGAUCGAUCGACCGAGAUGUUCGUGUGGAAUGGAGGAAUAUCUUUGCUACCGAUGGGUCUUGAGGAGUGGAAGCUGGAGGUCGAGGGGGCAGUGGCGAAAUGUGCGCGAGAGGGUGAUCCAGUCACCACGACAAUCUCUUCGCCGUUGCUGUCAACAGUUGGUGGAAUUUGUUGGGCUUUUGGAAGUGGCCACCGAGGGGUCGUCUUGACGGGACGUCCUGGAGCCGGAAGAAGGUCGGCAGCGAAAUUGGCGGCAUCGUACACGUCCCUCCGACUGAUUGAUGCUGCACCUGGAAGAGGAAGAGCUGGAAUCAGAGCUGCAGUGCAAACAGCUGGAGUCGACGGAGAACCAACACUUCUUCUUCUGGAGGAGCACCACGCGCGAGAAGAUGGCCUGGCAGUUCUGGCUGGCGUAAUCGUAUCGAGAGGGGAGAUCCCCGGGCUGCUGACACCUGAAGAGCUCGACGGUAUCGUCGCACCUCUCAACGAUCUCGCGAGGAAAGAAGAUUUCACUGGGACCCUCGAUCAGUUCCUCUAUCACAGACUGAGGAAGCUUCUCCAUGUGGUCGUUAUCCUGGAUUCAUCUGACGUCAAAAGGGAGUGGCUGAUGCAUUCUGGAUUGCUCCAGCACUGUGUUCUUGUCGCAGGUACCCCUGGGAGUGAGUGGUGGACUGUUGAGUGUUCUCUCGCGGAGCUGGGAAAUGAAAUUGUUCAACGGAUGAGUGAGGACGUGUCCGACGCGAUGAAAACUCUCGUCGACGCGCACGUACGAGCUCCCAAGAGCCAACAGUCUCCUGGAAGAUUCCUCGCACUGUUAAGUACCUGGAAGGAGCUCAAGGAUGAAUGGAGUCGUGACGUUGAGAAGAAGCUGGAGAGCCUCGGGGCUGGCAUCAGCAGACUCCAGGAAGCUGGGGAGAGGGUCGCUAAACUCGAGGAAGAAGCUUCCAAGCAACGAAAGCAGCUCGACGAAGAGAAAGGUCGUGCUAAUGCAGCUCUCGAGCAAAUAACUGCAACGAUGCGUGGGGCCACUGGUCAACGGGGUGAAAUGUCGACGUUGAAGGCAGACACUGAAAAAGAGAGCAUUGAUUUGGCUAAGAGAAAAGUUGUAAUCGAGAGAGAGCUGGGGAAGGUAGAGCCUCUCGUAGAAGCUGCCGCACAAGCAGUGGCUGGCAUUGGGGCUGAUGCCCUGGCUGAAGUCAGAUCAUUAAGAGCGCCUCCAGCUGCUGUUAGGGAUGUACUCGAGGGAGUUCUCAGGCUCAUGGGAAUAAGAGAUACUUCUUGGAAUAGUAUGAAGACGUUUCUAGCCAAAAGAGGAGUCAAGGAUGAAAUCAGAACGUGGGAUGCAAGGCGAAGUACUCCAGCGAGUCUGGAGGCAGUUGCAAAGCUGAUAAAAGAGCGUCCAGAUUCAUUUGAAGAGAAGACAGCCAAAAGAGCGUCAGUGGCUGCAGCACCUUUAGCUGCCUGGGUCUUGGCGAAUUUGCAGUACGGUCAGAUCCUGCAGCAGGUGGCUCCCCUCGAGCGUGAGCAGCGUCAGCUCUCGGAGAAGCUGUCCGCGGCGGAAGCACAGAUCGAUAAACUAGCAGCUGGUCUGAAUUCUGUUGAGUCUCGAGUGGCUCAACUGCAGGAACAACUUGCUGAACACUCGAGAGGUGCAGCAGCUCUGCAGCUUCGAACUGAAGCGACUGAAUCGAGUCUAUCAACAGCGAGAGCUCUCCUCCAGAAGCUUGACAUGGAGCACAGCGAUUGGCAGUCGCAGUUCGAGGCCCUCACCACGAGGAAAACUCGUCUGGAUGUGGAGGCAGCUGAAGUGGCCUCACUACUCGUGUACCAAGAUCCUGGGAGAAAUGACAAGUGGAAAAAGUUAGCACUCGAGCUGUUGAUAACCGAGAGGGAACGUCUGUUGUGGCGGGCUCAAGACCUCCCCACAGAUACAGGGAGUUUAGUUGGUGCUGCCUGUGCUCUAAAGGGUCCCCUGGUCCCUCUCUUCGUGGAUCCAUCUGGUAUUGCUGUCACCUGGUUCAAGGCACACUUUGGCAACAAAUUGGAAAUGACAAAACCUGAAGACUCUAAGUUCCUUACGACCCUGGAGCUCGCUGUUCGUUUUGGAAAGCCUCUCCUCGUAGAGGAAGUAGCAGAACUCCCAGCUAUUCUUCUCCCAUUAUUGAGGAAAAAACCUCUGAGGCUUGGAGACAGAACCCUCCCUGCCCAGAACGGAUUCAAACUGUUUUUAGCAACCAGGAGAGAGAGCUUGGAUACUCUUCCCAGUGAGGCUGACGCUGUUCUCUUCAAGAUCACCCUGGGGGCUGGCAGCCGGAGUCUGGCGGAGAGAUUUGUGGAGAAAGCGUUACUGAGGGAUACACCGGAGUUGGAAAAGCAGAGACGAGAGGCUCUGGAACUGGAGGAGAAGUUGUCUGGAGAGAGAGAUGCUGCCAGGCUGGAUCUGCUGGAACAAUUAGGAGCUGCCAGGGGCCAGGAUCUCCUACAGGAAAGUCAGGAGGGAGGUUUGCUCACCUCCUUGGAAGCCACUCAGGCCAAGGCCAGAGAAAUUGCGAGAGCACUUGAGGAGAGUCGAAAGAGGAGAGAGGAGGUCUCCAAAAGGUCAAAGGAACACGAGAAACUGGCCAAAUUUGCUGCUAGUGUUUUUAAAGCUGUGAAAGCUCUGACUUCUCUCAGUCCCCUCUAUGUUUUUUCGGUUGAAGCCUUCACAGAUAUAUAUCUGGAGGCUGAUGCACAGCGGAGAGAGGCUAUGGGCAGUGAUAAAAAGGAGGAGGAGAGCUUUGCGGAGAAAAAAUUAAUCUCUCUCACACUUCAUCAUUGUACCAGAGCUGCGUACCGCAAGCACAGACUUCCCCUGGCUCUUCACCUCUCUCUAUCUCUGGAACCAGUACCAGAAAAUGAACGCAAUCUUCUGCAGGAUGGAGUUGUCCUCAAGAAAGAGGACACUGAAGACUUCAAGGUACCCGAUUGGAUCCCUGAGGAACGAAAAUCCGCUGUCAAAGCUCUUGUUUCGACUUUACCCCAGAUUGCAACGAAAAUGAAGUCUGAGUGGCUGGAGGAUGCGAAGAAUAUCUACAGGGAUCAAACCCUCACAGCCUUCCAGAAAGUUCUGGCUGUUCAAGCACUCCGUCCUGAUCAUCUUCACACUGCACUCAGCAAAUUGACGAGAGAGCAACUCGGAGUGAGGGACUUGGCACCGCCACCCUGGAAUCUUGAGAAAAUUGCUGAGAGAGAACAGAGACCUGUGCUACUCUUACUAUCACCAGGGGCUGAUCCUGGACCUGAAUUGAGAAAUCUUGUUUCGAGAUUUAAGCUUCCGGAGGGGCUUGUCGAGGUGUCGUUAGGUCAGGGCCAGGUGGUGCAGGCUGAAACUGCUUUAGAGAGAGUCUGCAGAAAUGGUGGAUGGCUGUUACUCAGUAAUCUCCAACUGGCUCUGAGUUGGUUGCCACGUUUGGAGAGUCUUCUGCGGAGUGCAAUGUGCACAAAAGAUAAAAAUCCUGCGACUAGAAUUUGGUUGACCACUGAAGAGUGCAGGGGAUUCUACCCAGGACUCGCUGGAAUCUGUGAGAAACUGGCGUAUGAGCCUCCAGAGGGUGUUAAGAGAAACCUGAAAAGAUCGUUGAAACAACUGCAACAGCAGAGAAAUCAGGGGAGUAAUUCCGAAGAGAUCUUCGUCCUCGCUUGGCUGCACGCUGUUCUACAGGAACGGAGGAGAUUCGUUCCCCAAGGUUGGAUUCGUCCAUACGAGUGGAGUGAGGCAGACCUCGAGGCAGCUCGAGAGCUAGUAGUGAAUGUUCCCCAAAUGUCAAAAUCUGGAGGCAACCCAGACUGGGAGGCAGGGCGAGGCCUCCUGGAGGUGGUAAUCUACGGUGGAAGGCUUCAGGACGAAUUCGACAUGCGAGCACUAGGGGCUAUUCUCAGAAGCACGUGGGCCAGAGAUGUAUUCCAGGGACAGAGCAAACUAGCAGGAAUUUUAUCAGUGCCAGAAGCCUGCAGAAGGGAUCCGAUACGAUCCAUCGAGCAGUUGCCAGACUCGGAUGCCCCUGCAGAGUUUUUCGGACUGCCUGCCAAUGCCCUGAGAGCCUGGGAGCGUUCUGCAGCGGAAAUGGCCAUCUCCAUGCUCAAGUCCAUGGUCUCCCGGGCCUCUUCCAGCAUGGAGAGAAAAGCUGCGAGGAGAGUUGAAUCUAAACUUUUGAAGGACCUGGGUAAUUACAUCGACCAGCAGAAGAGAUCUGAUGAGGCUUACGAGGGGAAAAACCCAGUGGAGGGAUUCUUCGUCGAUGAAAAAAAACUAAUCAAUAGACUAAUCAACUCGGUGAAGUCUGAUCUCGAGAAUUCCGGUCUGGAUGGGGGAAAAACGCCAAAAUCCUGGCUGGAGGAAUGGCCUGGGGCUCCCAGAGAAGUCCUACCUUUUGUUAAUGAAUUAUUAUCGAAAGACAGGGCUUUGUCCGCUGUAAAGGGAAUCCCUCGGAGUAUUGAUCUCUCCUCUUUUACCAGACCUCGAGCUUUCUUGGCUGCAUUAAAACACUUUACUGCUAGGGAAUCGAAAUAUCCACUUGAAUGCCUGAUCUUGAGGGCUCACUGGGUGCAUAGCGGGGAAAAGACUGAGUGGAAGAAUUCUAUUAUCAUUGAAGGACUGCUUAUCUCAGGUGCUACGAUCAGAGAAGGUUUUCUUCAUGAAUUGAACUCGACUGCACCUCCAAUAGGAGCUGCACCUCCAUGCCAACUCGCUUAUGUUUCUGGGGGGACUGAUGAGAAUGACACAGUCUACAACAAAUACAGUUUAAAGCAUCAAGUGCUGGAGAUUCCAGUUUACUGUGAUGCACAGAGAAAUGAACUUAUCUGUUCACUUCCAGUUGGCUGCCCCAGUGAAGAUCACGAUGAAUGGCUGAGACGAGGGGUAUCUAUUCAUAUAGGAGGACACUAGUCAAUUUCAAUCCUUUCCGUAUUAUUCCGUAUUAUUGUCUAGUCUUCAUGAUAACGUUGAUUAAUUUAAUUUCACCAAAUUACGAUAACUGGCGAUUACUAUUCGUAAAGUGCUUUAUUAUCGUAAAAUUUAAUAAACUUUACAGCGCAAAAAAGUCUCUGUAUUUAUUUCGUUUUUUUUUUUUUUCAUUUUCAAUCGAAGAAAAAAUAUAAUGGUCUCGUCAUUAUCAAUUACAAUGUUACCUUGAAUAGUAUUAUUUUCUUUCUCUCACAUUCUCACUCGUUAAGUCGCUGAAUUUUUCGUCAUACAGUAUCUAACAAUUAUAAUAAUAAGUAGACAUUACGAAUUACGUUGAGAUUCCAUUGGAAAGUACUGAAAAAAUGUCUAUUGAAUCGAACAAUUGACAUACAAGCAAAUAAUUGAUGAUGAAAAAAAAAUACCAUAUAUUUAAUAAUGAACGAUAAUGAUUGAUAAUUAUUCUGAUGAAAUUAGAAUUAAUGAUGUAUUCAAAUUCUUCAAACAAUGGAGUAAUAACAAUUAUAACUGAUUAAAUAUCAAGAUACUUGUAUUGUUUUCACUAUUUCUGUCUUCCUCAGCAUUUUCUCUCAAACAAUGUCGACCAUUUCGCAAAUUCACAGCAGCUUUAUCACUAGUUUCUCUCGAUUUUUCUUCCAUUAUCCUUCUAUCCACCUUUUCAUUUGUCUGUCCCUCCUCCCCUCGACUGUCUUAUCAGUUAUCAACAAAUGACCUGAUCUUGUAAUGAAAAAAUAUCGGUUAAUAAAUACAACAGUAGUCUCGAAUCGAACUGGUGAUUUCCAUGAUCAUUACAAUCUAGUAGGAAUUUUCAAAAUAGUCUCUUCCCCUAUUAUUCCUUCUACUUAGUAAAUCCGACACACAGAGGAUUUGUAGAAAAACAUUUGUCCUUUGAUUAAAUACAAUUUUCGUCAUUUAUUUGAUGAUUAAGUGACAGCGUCUAAUCCUUCAGAUCCCGAUAAUUAAUUGAUAUUGAUAAUUCAAUAGGUGAAUCAAUCAGUAACCUAAUGGUAAAACAAUAACAAAUUAUAACAAUGGUAGAGAUUCGUAGUUUAUUUUUUAUCAUUUAUAGUGAUAAAACGAUUGUUUCCAUACGAUCUAGGUGUUUAAAGUCAAUUAAUCUCUCAGGGUAUAUCAACAGGCCGCAAUCUUUCACUCCUCCAUCAAAAUACAUACGAGGGCUUUUAUAAUACACACAUCAUUCAACUAGAAAGAUUUUCCAAUUUUCCUUUUAAAUGUUCCACAGCUUUCCUCGUGCUUGAAAAUUUAUUCCGUGGAUUCAUCAACGAGAAAUAAAAUAUUCGGUGGUAGAAAAUUCUCAAUAAUAUUUUCUCGUCAUCUCAGUGAAAAAAAAAACUCAGCUUCAAGUGCAAAUAAUUCCUGAAAUGAUAUAAAAACAUGACUUGCUACUGAAUAAACUGUUCUCCUCGUAUAAACGAAGAAUUUAAUCUUCUCGACCCAAUUUGUUGAAUCCCACUUUAUUUCUCUCGAUUUUCCGUUCGUUAAGGUGUACUUGAAAAUCUCAUCCGUAGCUGUUUGUAUCGGCAAAUUGAAUUGAAGCUCCGUGCUGUUUGAUGAAGAGAAAAUAAUUGAAGGAAUUAACGUGCCAAGUGUUAAAAAAUUGGAAGCGUCUCGAAAUUUCAUGAGUAGAUCAUUGACGCUCGAUUGAAAUAUUCGAAUACAGUCGACAAACACUGAAUAAAAGUAACGAACAAUUUAGUAA
Messenger RNA from Fopius arisanus, 13981 nucleotides. It is a transcript of the gene btv, whose product is annotated as beethoven. Gene Ontology annotation, molecular function: ATP hydrolysis activity; dynein intermediate chain binding; ATP binding. Gene Ontology annotation, biological process: cilium assembly; cilium movement involved in cell motility; intraciliary retrograde transport. Gene Ontology annotation, cellular component: 9+2 motile cilium; cytoplasmic dynein complex; axoneme. Lineage: Eukaryota; Metazoa; Arthropoda; Insecta; Hymenoptera; Braconidae. The record is from RefSeq and is a predicted model, not a curated record. The coding region runs from base 1 to 12225 and encodes 4074 amino acids. The transcript is spliced from 12 exons.